This is a messenger RNA of Galeopterus variegatus (Sunda flying lemur), 2954 nucleotides long. RefSeq names its product centrosomal protein of 131 kDa-like. NCBI's taxonomy places the organism in Eukaryota, Metazoa, Chordata, Mammalia, Dermoptera, Cynocephalidae. The annotation marks the transcript as partial. The transcript has 23 exons. Gene Ontology annotation, biological process: regulation of centrosome duplication; intraciliary transport involved in cilium assembly; cilium assembly. The record is from RefSeq and is a predicted model, not a curated record. Gene Ontology annotation, cellular component: centriolar satellite.
AUGGCUCCUGGGCCAGGCCUCAUGCUGCCUCUCAGACCCUCCCAUCUGCCGGGGGUGAAGGACUCCCCACCUUAUAGGGGGAAGGAGGCCACAGGGACUGCGGGUUCCCGGGCCAUCAACAACCUUCGAAGAUCCAACAGCACGACACAGGUCAACCAGCCGUGGACCGACUCCCCCAGGGCAGCGGAGCCCAACGACUUCCUGACGCUCUUCCAGGGCAGCCCCGACAGGACAAAGAGGCCAGCCAGUGUGAGCAAAACUUCCAGCGAGAGGGGAGCCACGUGGAACGUGCUGGAUGACCAGCCCAGGGGCUUUGCUGUGCCUUCUACUGCUCUGAAUUCCAGUGCUCUCAACUCACCUGUGGGCCCACGGAAGAGAGAGAGCACCGUGGCACUGGCUCCUACCUUCACUGCCAACAACAGGAGCAACAAGGGGGCUGUGGGCAACUGCGUCACCACCAUGGUGCACAAUCACUACACUCCCUCGGAGAAGACGCCCUCUGUCAAGAGCUCCAACCAGGCGGCCCCCUCCCUCAACAACAUCAUCAAGGCAGCCACUGGCGAGGGCACUGAGAGUGGGGGCCUUGGGAAGCCUCAGAAGAACGUCUCCAGCAGCAACCGCUCGGGCCGGAGCAGCGCCAUGGGCCUGCCCCGGCGGCAGGAGGUGACCGAGGAGGAGGCUGAGAGGUUUAUCAACCAGGUGAACCAGGCUGCUGUCACCAUCCAGCGCUGGUACCGCCACCAGGUGCAGCAGCGCCAAGCAGGAGCUGCCAGCAUGGACCGCCUGUUGGCAUCCAAGCAAGAGGAGCAGCGGCUGCUGCUGAGAGAGGGGACCCUGCUGGACGUGCACCGGGAGAGGGAGGCAGCAAGGAGGAAGGCCCGCGAGGAGAAGGCCCGCCAGGCCAGGCGAGCAGCCAUUCAGGAGCUGCAGCAGAAACGAGCGCAGAAGUCAGGGGAUGCCAGGCUUGGGCUGUCCCAGGAGACCAGAGCACCAGGGAAGCCGUGGCCUGCUCAGGAGCCCCCGAAGCGGGGUGUUGGCGCCUGCCAGGCCCUCAAGGCCAACAACAGCAGUGCCAUCUCCCUCACCGCAGGCCCCGGGGACCCCUGCCUGCCUGCCUCUGACUCAUCCCCGGAGCCCCAGCAGUCUCCAGAAGACAAGCUGCAGGACGUUUGCUCCCAGGCUGGGGCUAGUGAGGACCUGGAGAGAGUGGGCCCCACCCAGAGCAGCGCCCAGUCCAGGGCGACACUUGACGAGCUGCUGGACACACUGAGGCUGCUGGAGGCAGAGCCGGAGCCACUGGCCCACCCCAGGGCCUACCACAAGGACAGAUACGCCUGGACUGAUGAGGAGGACGAUACCAGCUCCCUGACAGCUGACAACCUGGAGAAAUUUGGGAAACUCAGCGCACCCCCCGAGGAUGGGACGCUGCUGUCAGCAGCCAAGCUGCAGAGCAUCCUGAGCUUCCUGGAUGAGAUGGAGAAGCCUGGGCAGGACCGGCCUACCGCCCCGCGGGAGGGGCCAAUGCUGGAGGCGGCGCCCGAGGCAAGUGCGUUGGUUCCACGGCUGAAGCUGGAGGUGGAGGAGAAGAGGCAGGCGCUGGCGCUGCUGCAGAGGGCGCUGACACAGCAGCGGGACCUCACCAUCCGGCGGGUCAGGGAGACGGAGAAGGAGCUGAGCCAGCAGCUGCAGCAGCAGAAGGAGCAUUACGAGGCCACCGUGCAGCGACACCUGGCUUUCAUCGACCAGCUGAUUGAAGACAAGAAGGUCCUGAGUGAGAAGUGUGGGGCCUUGGUGGCCGAGCUGAGGCAGGGGGACCAGAGGUGGAAGGAGCAGACGGCCCAGAUGCAGGAGCGGCACGAGCUGGAGAUUAAGAAACUCAAAGAAUUAAUGAGCGCCACUGAAAAAGUCCGCCGGGAGAAGUGGAUCAAUGAGAAAACCAGAAAGAUCAAGGAGAUCACUGUCAGAGGACUGGAGCCCGAGAUCCAAAAGCUGAUUGCCAAGCACAAGCAGGAGGUGAAAAGGCUCCGGAGCCUGCACGAGGCGGAGUUGCUGCAGGCGGACGAGCGGGCCACGCAGCGCUACCUGUGCCAGGCUGAGGAGCUCCGGGAGCAGCUGGAGCGGGAGAAGGAGGCACUGGGCCAGCGGGAGCGGGAGCGGGCCCGGCAGCGGUUUGAGCAGCAGCUGGAGCAGGAGCAGCGGGCCCUGCAGCAGCAGAGGCACAGGCUGCACAGCGAGGUGGCCGAGGAGAGGGAGCGGCUGGGACAGCAGGCAGCCAGGCAACGGGCAGAGCUUGAGGAGCUGCGGCGGCAGCUGGAGGAGAGCAGCUCGGUGCUGACCCGGGCCCUGAGGACCGAGUUUGAGAAGGGGAGGGAAGAGCAGGAGCACCGGCACCAGUCGGAGCUGAAGGCCCUGAAGGAUCAGCUAGAGGCAGAGAAGCAGGCGUGGGAAGCCGGAUGCGCCAAAAAGGAGGAGGCGUGGCUGCUGAACCGGGAGCGGGAGCUGAAGGAAGAGAUCCGGAAAGGCCGGGACCAGGAGAUCGAGCUGGUCAUCCACCGGCUAGAGGCCGACAUGACGCUGGCCAAGGAGGAGAGUGAGAGGGCUGCUGAGGCCCGCAUCAAGCGCAUACGGGACAAGUACGAGACAGAGCUCUCCGAGCUAGAGCAGUCAGAGCGGAAGCUUCAGGAACGGUGCCUGGAGCUGAAGGGUCGCCUUGGGGAGGCUGAGGGGGAGAACGUGCGUCUGCAGGGCCUGCUGUGGCAGAAGGAGAGGGAGCUGGAAGACCUGCGGGCGAUAAAUGAGCAGAUGUCAGGUGAGCGGAGCAGCCUCACCCAGGUGGUCCAUCAGGAGUUCGCUGACCGGCUGGCAGCCUCCAAGGAGGAGAACCAGAAGAUCAAGGCCGAGCUGGCCGAGCUGCAAGCCCGCCAGAGGCUGGAGCUGGAGGAGGUGCACCGGAG